Messenger RNA from Beta vulgaris subsp. vulgaris (sugar beet), 1236 nucleotides. RefSeq names its product glutathione S-transferase T3-like. Lineage: Eukaryota; Viridiplantae; Streptophyta; Magnoliopsida; Caryophyllales; Amaranthaceae. The coding region runs from base 1 to 1236 and encodes 411 amino acids. The transcript has a single exon. The record is from RefSeq and is a predicted model, not a curated record.
AUGAGUUCUGCUACUCAGUAUUCCCAACUAUAUCCGUCACAAAAUAUAAGUUUCUCUAAUCCUAGUUCUUUCUCCCAAUUGCCUCCUUCACAACAAAAUUUUGUUAUCCCAAAUCAUAUUUCUGUAGAUGAAACAAUUUUUCCUACGUCCCAACAUUUUCAAACAUCACAAGGUGGACGUUCACUUCCGAACUUCAAUAGUUCAUAUCAUACCCGUGCUCCAUCUGUUGAAGGUGACGACGCUAAUGAAGAAGAAGAAAAUGAUGAAAAUAAUGCUGAAGGUGGAGAGUCACAAGUUGAAAAGGGACAAAGAAAAUAUUGGUCUGAAGCUGAAGAAGAAGUUCUAGUAAAGUCUUGGCUUCAGGUGAGUACUGACAAGUUUCAAAAUACUAAACAAAAUGGAGAGACCUUUUGGGGUAGAAUUACAAAUAUGUAUGAGCAGGUUAGAGUAUACAGAAACAAAAUGUGGGCAGAAAGAGCUGAAGGGAUGAGAGAAACUGAUCUAUUAAAAGAAAGGGAAUUAGAUCCUCUAAGAAGUCGUUGGAAACGAAUAAAUGCUAGUGUAUCGAAAUUUGUUGGUGCAUUUGCUCAAGCAGAGUCAAGGAGAAAAAGUGGUGAAUGCGAUGAUGAUGUUAUGAAGACAGCUUAUGCUAUUUACAAGAGUGACAACAAGCCUCACCAUAGGGAUUUUAAUGACCGACAUUGUUGGGAAAUUCUUAAGAGUUGUGAUGUAUGGAAGCCUUAUGGGGAUAUUGUUAACAAGUGCAAGAAGAAGGCAACAACUCAAGAAAGUGGUUCAAAGAGGUGGAGGAUUAAUGAAACAGGAAAUUACUCCACUUCAACUGACCCAAAUACACCAACUAGUGGUGAUAUAGGGUGUUCUGUCCAAACACCAAGCGAUGGGUCCACAAAAAAUAAGGGAAAGGGAAAAGUUGUGAACAUGCCAUCAGAAGCAUUCCAACAAUGGGUGGAUAAUAUUGAGAAAAUAAAUUUAUCAAAAAAUUUAGAAACUGAAAUGGAACUAACUAGGCUGAAGUAUGAAAGAGAAUCACAAAUUGAGAGGUUGAAAUUCGAAAGGGAAGCUCAAAAUGAGAGGGUGUUGUUGGAAAAUAGGAAAGUUUCUAUGAAACAAAGGAAGAUCAAUUUGGAAUUAUUCAAAGUGCUUGCAUCAAAGGACUACUUAACUGAAGAAGAGGAAAAUUUAAAGAGUCAUUUAGUGAAAGUUUUAUUUCCAUGA